This is a messenger RNA of Kogia breviceps (pygmy sperm whale), 1759 nucleotides long. RefSeq names its product solute carrier family 25 member 51 (gene SLC25A51). Gene Ontology annotation, cellular component: mitochondrion. Gene Ontology annotation, molecular function: NAD transmembrane transporter activity. Gene Ontology annotation, biological process: mitochondrial NAD transmembrane transport. The record is from RefSeq and is a predicted model, not a curated record. Lineage: Eukaryota; Metazoa; Chordata; Mammalia; Artiodactyla; Physeteridae.
CCUAACUCCGGGUGCAGUGAAGUCCAAGACGUGCAAGUUGACUCACCCCCGCCACCUCUGCACGCUCGCAGUGCGCCCCCCCGGUGCGCCCCGCCGUUCCCGCGCGCGCCAUCCCAGAUGGGACCUGCAGCCGCAGGGCCCAGCUCGUGCCUCCCAGCUCUGCCGCCCGCUCCCGGGCUUCGCUGGGCCGGGAGCGCCGUCCGACUGCCGGAACGAGCCUUUCCGGCGGAGGAGGCAGUGCGUUCAUUUGGGCGCGCCCUGGGAAGGAAGGUGCCUCCCGGCGCGCAUCGAGAGCGGGGCGGGGAGGGGCCGGGCUUUGCCCGCGGCCCAGGAGAGCGGCGUUGGGACCGCGGGAGGGCGCCUGCCCCCUCAGGGUCUGGGAUUCCGGGACCCCUGGCUCCGUUGAAUGUCCGGGACGGAAGGGGCCUGGUCGACCCCGUCCGCCACCCUCCCCCGCCCCUUAGCACAGACCGGGGAAAUGGACGCCUGGAGAGCGGAAAUCCAGUUAUCAAAGUUGACUCCAGAAGAGAGAACUUAACAGACCUAACAAUGGAAGAAAUUGAGAAAGUUAUCAAAAAGCUACCAUCCCCCAAAACACCAGUGCCAGAUGGUGUUUCAGCAUGGUCUGGUACGGCCACUCUUUGUCCCAGGGCAGCCUCCCAAAGUCAUUGCCAUCUGUGGUAUGACAGCAGGAACAUGAACUCUGGAGGCAGACUUCAUUUCAAGAUGCCAGCUCCACCAGUUACUAACUACCUUGGAUGAAGAUGAGUAUUGGUUUUUCCAUUUGUAAAACUGGGAAAGUAAUGUUUAUGGAGUUGUUUUGAGAAUUAAAUAUGUGAAAAUUGCACUCAGUAUAUACCUGCAGGCCUUCCUUGACCCUGUUCUCCCACCCUCCACCUCACAAAGUAUAUGCUCACUGUCCCUUACCUAUGUUCCCAUAGUAUAUAUUUAUCAUAGAAGAUAUUACACUGUGGAGUGAUUGUAUACCUUGGCAGAGCCUUCUGUUAGAUUGCAAGUUCCUUGUCUUUGAAUCUCUAGCACUUAGCAGAGGACCUAGUUUACAGUAGAUACUAAGUAAGUGUUAGUGAACAGAAUGACUGAAUGUAUGGCUUGCUAUUUUAUUUCUCAUGAGAGGACUUUGUUUCAGAAGGUUAAUAGCAUGUACCAUUAUGUAGUGUAGGCAUUACAUAUGAACCAAUCCAGUGGUUCUCAUAUUUUUUGGUCUCAGGACCGCUUUACACUUAAAAAAUUUUUGUGGACCCCAAAGAGCCUUUAUUUGUAUGGAUUAAUAUUCAGGGUCUUAGAAAUAAAAACUAAAUUGUAAAAUAUUUAUUAAUUCACUUAAACAAUGAUAAACCCAUUACAUGUUAAUAUAAUCACAUUUUCAUGAAAAAUAAUUAUUUCCCCCCUAAAAAAUUAAUAAGUAUGUUUUACAGUUUUGUAAGUCUGUUUAAUGUCUGACUUAAAAGGUUGGUGGUGGAGUCUCAUAUCUACCUCUGCAUUUGUUCUGUUGUGAUAAAUUGUUUUAGUUGAAAUAUAUGCAGAAAAUCCAGCCUCACGUGGAUAUGUAGUUGGAAAGGGGAGGACCUCCUGGGCUGCCGAAAGGGCCUCAGGGCCCUCCAAAAAAAUACUUGAAGAAACAGUGAUCUAGUUUAAAAGGAAAAAAUGUAAUAGAGUCCAGGAAUUGGAGGAAGGAUUAGGGGAAAUUUUCAUAUGUUUAGCACUGUAUAUUAAAGGUUUACCUAUUAUCGUUUUAUUA